UCUCUUGUCACACACGUGCAAUGUGUUCUUGUUGUUUUAUAUUAUUGCGUAUAAGUUCAUCUACAUAAUAUAAAUCCUGACAAUUACAUAUAAGGCAGUCGAUCUUUGCUAAAUUGCGUUAUAAGGAAAAUCAAUUUUAAAGACAAGAUAUUGCAGAUAACACUCAAUAUGAAGGAUUCCGACGAUGACAGUUCCGACAGCAGUAACGAUUUCGCCGGUAUCACGCCAAAGGAUGAACUGACAGCGAGUUUCUUUUCAGUAAAAUCGGUGACAAAGCCUAACCUAAUAGACUGGAAGGACAAUAGCGAGGAUGAGAGCAGCGACGAUGAGAAUUUCGCGAGUGUACCCGAGAACAAUAGCAUUGAACUGUUCUCGGAGGUGGUCAAGAAUCUGGAAGCCUCACAGAGAGCUUCUGUCAAUGAUGAGGAGCCCGAACAGCACUUUUCCAAGUACGAUAGUACACACGUCACGAAAGAAAUCAAAAUAGAAAAGAAGAAAAAUAUAUCAGACGAGAUAAACGCUGUUUUGCUCCAAGGAGAAAGUGGAACACAAGCAUUCCGCGAAGACGACGAAGACACGAAUGACGACGAGAAGCAAGAAGAGGAUGUUAAACGUCCUGAAGAUUAUACUAUACCUAAGGAAGGUGUUCAAAUAACUUUACCUGGUACGAGUAUGGUUUUCAAAAAGAAAACAGCCAACAAAAGGGAAUCAGAUCUGGCUGCGCUUCUGCGAAAAAAAUUAAAAGCUAAUCAGAUUAUUAUAGAAAAAGCAGCUAGACUUUGUUGGUUAGCAUAUGGAUUUCACUUAAAUCAUCAAGCUAAUGAACCUGAGAUAAUGGCAACAGCGGUAUCUCUUGUAUCAACAAAAAGUUAUCCAAAGGAUAACUUUAGUUUAGAAUACCUGGAAAAAUUUACAAAAUGGUUUAAAAAUAUGUUUACAAUACAAUCUAGUCAUGAUCAAGUUAUUAUAAAUAAGGAGACGUUAUUAAAAAGAAUUGCAGAGAAGAAAAUUUAUAAUUACAGGGAAUUAGUAAUAUUAUACGUAGCAAUACUGAGAGGUAUUGGCUUUCAUUGUCGUUUAGUAGUAUCUCUCAAUCCACCACUUGUAAAAGCUUCUAACGAAUUACUGCCUAAAACAAGCACAGUGAAAAAAGAUAGUCAAAUUAAAGACGAGACAAAAGCGAAAAAGACAUCCUCAAAGGAAAAUAAGAAAAAUGUGAAUUCAAAGGAAAAUAAGAAAAAUACGAAUUCAAAGGAAACUAAGAAAAAUGUAGAUUCAAAGAAAGAUCUCAAAAAUAGCAGUAUAAUUCAGAAUAACGAAAAUGCACGAAGAAACGCUAAUGAAGAAGCAAAGAAAAGGGCAGCAGAGAUUCUUCGUUCAAAGUAUUCAUAUAGUAAGAAAAACAAAGACAAAUUAAACAGCAAUAUAGUGACGCAAGAUGAUGCUUCUACAUCCAAAAAUAUAGAAACAGCUUCCACAAGUUCGAGAAAAGUAGAGUCUGGUCCAUCAGGUCCAUCUCCAAGGCGUUUAAGAUCUAGUAAGCACAAUGUUCCAUCCAGUUCAAUCAAACAAAAUAAGAUUAUUUCAGAAGAUAACCAACCUAAAACAAAAAAUGCCAAGAGACAGUCACGAAGUAAUAGUUCAAGUUCCGAAAAAGAAGAAGAAGAGUCACCUAGCAAAGCAAAAAGGAAAUGUAGUGAUAAAAAUAAAACAGCCAUUAAAUCUAAAAGAAAGAAUGAAAAACAGGAUCAAGCUUCGACAGAUGAAGAAAUGGACAAAUUGAAAAAGAGACAAGAUAUAUGGGCCGAAAUAUAUGUGGAAUCUAAAGCAAGCUGGAUAUGCGUAAAUGUUAUAAAUGGAAGUGUAGAUUGUGUAGCUGAAAUAUAUAAAAAAGCAAGCAAGCCAGUAUUAUAUGUAAUAGCUUAUAAUUCAGAAAGAUUAGUAAAGGAUGUAACAAGACGCUACUGUCCACAGUGGCUUUCUGUCACACGUAAACAGCGUAUUGAUGAGAAAUGGUGGAUUGAGACUUUAAGUUAUUGGCAAGAAAGAGAGACGACCAUAUCUAAGCAAGAAGAUGAAUUAUUAUUGCAAAAGGAAUUGGAGCAACCAUUGCCUAAAACCGUUGGCGAAUGCAAAGGACAUCCGUUAUACGUUCUUAUCAGACAUUUACUUAAAUACGAAGCCUUGUAUCCAUCAGAUUGUGUACCAUUAGGACAUUUGAAAACGGGCGAAGCUAUUUAUUCACGGUAUUGCGUACAUACGCUAUGCUCCCGAGAGACGUGGUUAAAGAAAGCUCGAGUUGUUAAACCGAAGCAGGACCCUUACAAAAUAGUUAAAGCACUUCCAAAAUAUGACAAGCUUUCAGGUAUGAGACUGAAGGACUCUGCAUUGGAACUAUUUGGAGAAUGGCAAACUACAGACUACGUUCCCCCAGAGGCUAAAGAUGGUAUUGUACCUCGAAAUGAAUAUGGAAAUGUGGAUUUAUUUAAAAAAUGUAUGCUUCCAAAGGGCACAGUACAUAUAAUCCUUCCAGGAUUAAAUCGCGUCGCGCGUAAAUUAAACAUAGAUUGCGCGACUGCUGUAGUAGGUUUCAAUUUCGGUUGCAUGGGCGCUGUACCAGCCAUUGAGGGCUAUGUCGUGUGUGCUGAAUACGAAGACACGUUACGAGAAGCUUGGGAAGCAGAACAAAUUGAAGCAGCUAAACGAGCCGCUGAAAAAGCUAAGAAAAAAGUUUAUGCCAACUGGAGGAAACUUAUUAGGGGUUUACUCAUUAGGGAGAGACUACAGGAAAAAUAUAAUUUUAGAGAAGAAUCUAAAGAACAGUCAAACAAACGUCCAAAGUCACAAAAGGAUGCUGUAAAAAAAUCCAAAGCACAAUAGAAUACAAUUGUCAUAAUUUGUAUACAUAUUAAUUUAGAAAUACGUAUUACGUUUAAAGAAACCAAUGUAUAAAAUUCCGAAUAGUAUUACUUUG
Trachymyrmex cornetzi is the source of this 2974-nucleotide messenger RNA. RefSeq names its product DNA repair protein complementing XP-C cells homolog (gene Xpc). Gene Ontology annotation, molecular function: damaged DNA binding; single-stranded DNA binding. Lineage: Eukaryota; Metazoa; Arthropoda; Insecta; Hymenoptera; Formicidae. Bases 169 to 2880 code for a protein of 903 amino acids. The record is from RefSeq and is a predicted model, not a curated record. The transcript has 6 exons. Gene Ontology annotation, cellular component: nucleus; cytoplasm; nucleotide-excision repair factor 2 complex. Gene Ontology annotation, biological process: nucleotide-excision repair; mismatch repair.